AUGACAGUCACAGAGAGGGGAAGAGAAAACAGGGACAGUGACACACACAGAGAGAAGGAAGAGCAGACAGAGGUCCAGGGGGAGACCCCCAAGCCCAGGAGGCCAGCCGGGAAUGUGGAGCCCAUGCCGGCCCCAGUGGAGGGAGCAGAUUUCCCCAGAGCCGGGAGGCAAGCCUGGGGCUCCCCCGCCCUGUCCCUGCCCGCAGUGACCCUGGCCGCCUCCCCGCCAUCUGUCCCGCUGCCAUCCCUCCAGGUGGGAGCCAUGUUCCUGAGCCCGGGCGAGGGGCCAGUGGCCGAGGGUGGGGGUCUGGGGCCGGGCGAGGAGGCCCCCAAGAAGAAACACCGGAGGAACCGCACGACCUUCACCACCUACCAGCUGCACCAGCUGGAGCGGGCGUUCGAGGCCUCCCACUACCCGGAUGUGUACAGCCGCGAGGAGCUGGCGGCCAAGGUGCACCUGCCUGAGGUGCGGGUACAGGUGUGGUUCCAGAACCGCCGGGCCAAGUGGCGGCGCCAGGAGCGGCUGGAGUCGGGCUCAGGCGCCGUGACAGCCCCGAGACUCCCCGAGGCCCCAGCGCUGCCGUUCGCCUGCCCCCCGGCCGUGCCGCUGCCCCUGGAGCCCUGGCUGGGCCCCGGACCGCCGGCUGUGCCCGGCCUGCCCCGCCUCCUGGGCCCGGGCCCGGGGCUGCAAGCGUCCUUCUCGCCCCACGCCUUUGGUCCCCCCUUCGCGGACGGCUUCGCCCUGGAGGAGGCGUCUCUGCGGCUGCUGGCGAAGGAGCACCCGCAGCCCCUGGACAGGGCCUGGCCGCCAGCCUGAGCCUGCGCCCUCCCAGGCCCCUCCUCAGCCCCACCCGAGAGCUGGGGACGUGCCCUGGUGACAGCCACCACGCCUUGGGCUAGGCCGAGGUCACGGAGCAACCAUGGUCAGACCUGCCAUCACUGGGGAACGGGACCAGAGGGACAGCCUGCUGGGUCUCCGGCCCCCGGCCCGGUCCCCAUCCCCCACCCACCACCCCCCACCCACCACCCCCCAUCCUGCUGGCAGCGGACGGGCCCUGAGUGUCAGGCAGGAGAUGUUCUGAGCAUUCCCAGGCCUGGGGCAGGGCCCUCCUCCCCUCCUCGGGCCUCAGUCUCCCCGUCUGUUAAGUGGGCAUAGGCGCGUCCGAGAUUCCCGGGCUGGGAGGCUGUGGGUGGCUGGGCUGAUGACUCUGUGACAUGAGUCUAAAUCUCUCUGCCUGCCCCUAAUCCCCGUCAGCAGAGACGCCUGCUCUCCAGGGCUCCCUGUCCCCAGGAGAUGACAAGUAACAGCAGCUCUGGCAAGCCUGGCCUCCACUCACCGU
Cebus imitator (Panamanian white-faced capuchin) is the source of this 1339-nucleotide messenger RNA. It is a transcript of the gene RAX2, whose product is annotated as retina and anterior neural fold homeobox 2. The coding region runs from base 1 to 816 and encodes 271 amino acids. Gene Ontology annotation, molecular function: DNA-binding transcription factor activity, RNA polymerase II-specific; RNA polymerase II cis-regulatory region sequence-specific DNA binding. The record is from RefSeq and is a predicted model, not a curated record. The transcript has 2 exons. Lineage: Eukaryota; Metazoa; Chordata; Mammalia; Primates; Cebidae. Gene Ontology annotation, biological process: positive regulation of transcription by RNA polymerase II.